AUGACAAAGCAGGCAAGUGACAAUGAUCCUAGUUCUGGAAUAAUUCGACGUAAAAGAGGAAGGCCUAAAAAGCAACAGUCAAUACAAGCACCUACAGCAAGCGUAGGAAAGAAAAGAGGAAGACCUCCAAAAGCACUGAUUGAAAAAAGAGAAAGACCUCUUAAAGCACUGAUUGAAAAAAGAGAAAGACCUCUUAAAACACUGAUUGAGAAAAAAGAACAAGUAAAUGAAUCAACCCCUCCUCGGAAAAGAGGUCGACCUCGCAAACACGCUCCAAAGGAAAUAAAAGCACCUGUUAUCAGAGUGGCCACUAGAGGUAGACCAAGAAAGAAACCUAAGACGCAAAUAAAUGAAAAGAAGCCUAAAGCGCAAACGGACAAAAAGAAGUCUAAAGUGCAAACAGAUAAAAAGAAGCAAAAGGCUACAGUUAACUUUGAUGAAAGCCACCCAAAAGUAGGCUCUAAGAGAGGCAGACCAAGAAAGACCCCUAAAAAAGAGACUAAAGAAGAAGCUAAAGAACCUAUUUCGAUACGGUCCAGACGAGAGCACCCAUUCCAGACUUCUAGCACAAAGAAAAAUACCCAGAUUGGUUCGAAGAAACGAGGCAGGCCACGAAAGACACCACUGGAAAACGAUAAGGUUCAGGCAAAGAAGAAAGGAAGACCACCUAAAGCAUUUGCUUCUGAAGAAAGUCAAGCUGUAAAUCGUAAGAGAGGAAGGCCGCGCAAAGAUGCUGCAAAGCCAAAUAAAUCACCAAAAGCAACAAAGAGCGAAGAGGAUGAUGAUAGCAGUAGUAUAGCAGACUUUAGUGAACUCUUGAGUGAUGAGGAUGAUCAAGAAGAAGAACCUGAACCUAAUGAAGACUAUCAUUUCUCACAUAGCCCUGGCAAGGCGCAUCAUAAAAGGAUAAAAUUAUUCAAGAAGUACAGAGAACAAAGUGACAUAGAUUAUGACAUUAAAACAAGAAAAGGCAAACGAAUGUGA
Molecule: messenger RNA, 984 nt
Organism: Rhizopus microsporus ATCC 52813
Lineage: Eukaryota; Fungi; Mucoromycota; Mucoromycetes; Mucorales; Rhizopodaceae
Exons: 1
Coding region: 1-984 (327 amino acids)
Molecular function (GO): DNA binding
Source: RefSeq, a predicted model, not a curated record